Molecule: messenger RNA, 1316 nt
Organism: Pelagomonas calceolata
Lineage: Eukaryota; Pelagophyceae; Pelagomonadales; Pelagomonadaceae
Source: the annotation of a GenBank genome assembly
GCGGCGCCUAACCUUGGCCGUGUGAGCGCGCAGGGCGUAGACGCUCUAAUUCCGGCCGCCAGACAUCGCUGCUCGAGCGCUGUGACGCGCCCGCUCGUUUCCAAGCGCUUCCGCCAGCGCUAAGCGAGCUCUAAGAUGGAUGUGCUCGACAGCGCCAGGAAGCGCAAAAGCGCGUUUGCGGCGCAGCUGGCCGACCAGGACGCGGCCAUGGCCCAGCUUCAGGCAAAGCUCGAGGCCGCCCGUGUCGAGGGAGAGCGGCUCAAGGCGCGGGCGGAGGAGGCGCCGGAGGCCCCAGCGGCGGCGGCAACCCACGCGGACACGAGCGUCGCCGUGGUCGUGUCCGAACCUCCCGCGGUCGAGGCCGCCGCCCCGAGCCCGCCGAGGGACGCCGCGCCAGUCCCGACCGCCGAGACGACGGCGCCCGCCACGCCGCCGCGCCCGCCGCCAGCUCCGGACGAGGCGACGCCGACGACCGCGGAUCUAUUAGCGUUAGCAGCCACGACGAACCCCCUCGACGAGAGCAAUGGGGAACGCUGCGCGGCCUGCGGCGACGACGCCUAUUCAUUAAGGAGCCAGCUCGUGCCCUGCACGUCGUGCGGCCGGGCCUUCCACGCCGGCUGCGUUAGAUUAAGGGCGAUCCCCUUCCGCGGGUCGACGCGCGCCGACCGGCGGUACCGCGAGCUCUUCGUGAAGCGGUAUUUUGGCGACUGGAUGUGCAAGGAGUGCGAGCGGCGGCCGGCCGUCGUCUGCGCGCCUCCUGUCCCUGCUCCGUCCGGCUGCGCGUCUUGUGCUGCCUUGACGGCGCGCGUGGCGGAGUUGGAGAAGGUGCGGCUCUCUGACGUGCCGCGCGAGGUCAGGAGCGAGAUCUACCAGACCGCCGCGCUCGAGAAGGAGAACGCCGACCUCCGCGAGCGGUUGGAGCGGGCGGAGCAGGAGCUUGUGCGCUACCGGGCGAUGGGAGUAGUGGCCGUCGGCCGCGAACAAGAGCUUGGGAGGCCGGAGUUUCGGGACUUACUUUCGGGGCUAGCAGCGGCCGCACAAGGCGGUGGCUCCGUGUAAAGAUUGUGUACAAGCAAUCCGGCGAGGAAGAUAUACUUUGAGUGUUACCCGGGCCGCGCGCCUACGCACCAUUCUUCUUCGGCAUCUUCGGCGUCUUCGGCGCGUAGAAGGACUUCUCGGCAGCUUGGUCGAAGUUGUAGCGACCUGACGGUUUUCCAGGCCCUCUCGCGGCGUUGCGCGCCUGGCGAGCGGUGAGCCGCGUUCGCGCCUUCACUAAUACGUUAUAUUCACACCACGAGCGAUAAAUGCACUGCGCG